Molecule: messenger RNA, 2406 nt
Organism: Striga asiatica
Lineage: Eukaryota; Viridiplantae; Streptophyta; Magnoliopsida; Lamiales; Orobanchaceae
Source: the annotation of a GenBank genome assembly
AAUANAGAAAAAAAAAAAAAAAAUUGAGUUGGUGCUUGUUGAAUAAAUGUAAAUAUUUUUUUUUCCCUAAAUAGAACUUGGUUUGCAAACAAGCUGGAAUUCACAAAUCUUAUUUAACAUUAAUACAAAAAUGGAAAUAAUAAAAUGAAUUAAACUGGAGCUUUUGUGAGACUCCCUGAUUUCAAAAGCCAAUUUCAAUCAGUGCUUGAAUCCAUGGCUGUUCACUACAUUUUUCAUGUUCAAUCUGUACGAAACAACUUCGUCUCCCUCACGAGUCCUUGACUUCAUUUUUACUUUACUGAUCCACACACACUCACACACAGACACACACCAAAAGAGCUCUUUCUCUGAGCUUUUUUUUAGCUUUUUUGGGGGAAAAAGGCGAUGAGGUCCGUUGUCUUCUUUCUCGUUCUGCUGGUCCCCUUAAACUACUUUGUGUUUAAUUUUCAAGCUCAAGCUGCGCCUGCUGGGCCGUUGAUAAAGCACUUGUCCUCCUUUGUGAAAUGGACUAGGUCCUCCUCCAAAACACCCCAUCAGUCAGAUGGGAAUGUGCUCCAAUUUGAAGAGGGAUAUCUAGUCGAGACUGUUGUUGAAGGGAGUGAACUUGGAGUCGAGCCAUAUUCAAUCCGCGUCUCGCAUGAUGGAGAACUUUUUGCUGUUGAUGCCAUUAAUAGCAAAAUUGUUCGAAUUACGCCCCCACUUUCGCAAUAUAGCAGGGCAAGAUUGGUAGCUGGGUCAUUUCAGGGCUACACUGGCCACGUGGAUGGAAAACCGAGUGAUGCUCGUUUUAAUCAUCCCAAGGGAGUCACCAUGGAUGAUAGGGGGAAUGUCUAUGUUGCUGAUACAUCAAAUCUUGCCAUUAGAAAGAUUGGGGAAGCAGGCGUGACAACUAUUGCUGGUGGAAAGUCAAGCGUUGCUGGGUAUAGGGAUGGGCCGAGCGAAGAUGCAAAAUUCUCGAACGAUUUUGAUGUGAUAUAUGUGAGGUCCACAUGUUCGUUGUUAGUUAUCGAUAGGGGCAAUGCGGCCCUACGUCAAAUUUCUCUAAGUAAAGAGGAUUGUGGUUAUGAGAACAGCUCUGUUUCGCCUACUGAUCUUCUUAUGGUUGCUGGGGCUAUCUUAAUAGGCUAUGCUUCGGGCAUUCUCCAACAAGGAUUUGGUUCCUCGCUCUUCUCCAAGAAAAAGAACCAUCCGUGGCCAAAGCCCGAGGACCAAUCCUCUCCCAAAGACGGGCCUGAAGCCGGAUGGCCCUCGUUUGGGCAGCUCGUCUGGGACCUCGGCAAGCUAGCUUUUGAAUCAUUAGGCAGCAUCUUUUUCCAUUUCCAUCCCCUAAGGAAUAUCCCCAAACGUGGCCUUACCCCACUCAAAGACUCGCUCGUCAUGCCCGAGGAUGAACCCGGGCCUUCUUCUUUCCCUUUAAAGCAGCAGGCCCCAAUCCCUAUCUCCGAAGCCCGGCAGGCCCAAGGCCCGUCAGUGCCGAGCCCGAACGAACGAUUUUCGGAGGUGAAGCCUGUUAAGAUCAGAUCAUCAAGUGCCAAAGACCCUGCUUUGUCGACCAAGCACAGAUCAUCCUCUAGACGACACGAAUUUGCUGAGUUUUAUGGUUCGAGUGAGGCUCCUCAGUAUGGUCAUGUGAGGUCGAAAAGCCAUAAAGAACGAGCUAAGCACCGUUCGAAGGAGAAGAGUGGGGAAACAAUGGAGACAAGGCCUGCAGCAGAAGUUGAGGGACCCGAGUAUGAAAAUACGAUAUACGAUCCUUAUAAUUUCAGGAGCAGAAUCUUGAAAUAUGCAAAUGUACGGGCAUGGAGGCUCGUGGUUUUCCGGGUUUUCGAAUGGGGUUCUUCCAAGUGUUUGAAGUUGACUGUAUGGAGAAGGUACGAUCCUUAUAAUUUCAGGAGCAGAAUCUUGAAAUAUGCAAAUGUACGGGCAUGGAGGCUCGUGGUUUUCUGGGUUUUCAAAUGGGAUUCGAAGUGUUUGAAGUUGGCUGUGUGUUUAGAGGGGAGGUUUUUAGUUACUUUUGACAGAAACAAGAAAAAGAUCAAGCUCACACUAGCGAAAGCAAACAUGGGAUGUUCUGUAUCCUCACAGGCGAAAGCCGGGGGCAAUGUUAAGAAGAUCAGAAAGCCGAAAGCUUGGAAACAUCCACAGCCAAUAACGAGAAGUCAACUUAUACAGCUGAGGGAGGAGUUUUGGGACACUGCUCCUCACUAUGGUGGCACAAAAGAAAUAUGGGAUGCACUACGAGAAGCAGCAGAAUCUGAUAUAACUCUUGCUCAGGCAAUUUUGGAUAGUGCAGGAAUUCUAGUUCAUACUGCUGAUUUGACCGUUUGUUUCGAUGAAAGAGGUGCAAGAUAUGAGCUGCCAAAGUAUGUCCUAAGCGAGCCCAAAAACUUAAUCGAAGAUCCUUAA